AUGGCGUUUGGGCUCACUAUCGGCACGGAGCGUGCAACUGCGCUUCAGAAUGCCAUCCGAGACGAGCUAAUGAAGCGAGGGUUUAGCCCCGAUGCCGACCCUGUUAUGGCGGAGUACAUCACCAUUAUGAUCAUCAACAACAAAACACCAGCCCAGAUAUCGUCGGAACUGGAAGACUUAAUUGGGUCAGACUUCGAUGCUAGCUUUGUCGACUGGCUCUUCGCCGAAGCCGCUAAAGGCGCCCCUGCGUCCGAGGCUCCCGCUGUAGCAGAACCCUCCUCCUCAACCCACCCUCCCGUACGCGAUUCACCUCCCCAUCAAGCCCUUGACACGCAACGGAGACCGCCAAACGGCCUUCGUGCGACCGCGCCCAUCUACCAGUCUGCUAUCGCCCAAGCUCUUCCAUCCACCUCCCCAUCCGCCCAGAAACGCACCGCAUCUGCCCGUUCCCCCUCUCCCAGCGGCGGCCCACCUUCAAAGUCACGACGUACAGACCUCCCCACAGGCCCUCGUGCAAUGUUCCGUGAUGGUCCUGGUGGACAUGGUCCCGGCGGUGGCAACUCGCGCAGUCUCCUGGACCGAGUCGGCCCUGCAAGAGGCGGUCACGGCCAAUACAAUCCUCAUGACGACGUACAGGCACGCAUUGACAGCAUCACGAACGGCCCGCCCGACCCCAACAUGAUGAUGAUGAACGGCGGGUUCCCCAUGAACGGCAUGCCGGGGAUGGACAUGAACGCGAUGAACAUGGCGAAUCCGAUGAUGCUGCAGGAGAUGAUGAUGAGCCAAAUGGCGAUGAUGGCGCAAAUGGCAGGCGCGAUGGGUAUCCUGCCGCAGGGACCCCAGUUCAUGAACGGUGGGAUGCCGAUGCAACCCGGGAUGGGUGGAGAUAUGGGCGGGUUCAACGGGAUGCAGGGUGGCAUGCCGCACGGAGGUCCGGAUAACAGGGGCCGCGGGCGAGGACGCGGAGCUGGCCGAGGAACAGGUCGCGGACGGGGUGGCCAUGUUGGUCACCACUCCGAGGGACCGUCAAGCAAUGGCGUACCAGCGUCCGGCCCUACGCCACACCCUCCCGCGCCAACACCGGCGACCGCGACCACGUCGGCGCCUGUGAUCGCUGCCCCCGCGCCCAUUACGGCGUCCACGUCCACGGGAUCUACGCGCGGUGGUUUCGUCGCCCCCGAACGUCCUCAGUCACCGACGCUAUGCAAGUUCAGCCUGAAGUGCACGAACCCCAUUUGCCGGUAUUCGCAUCCCUCGCCCGUCGCGACGCCGGAGAGCGGUGUCGUGCUCAGCAACGACGCGUGCGAGAACGGCAAAAACUGCAAGGACAAGGAUUGCAUCAAGGCGCACGUCAGUCCCGCAGUGCUUAACCCGAAUGCUGAAGUCCCCAAACCCAACGCAUUCGUUGCGCCCACCCCUCCCGUGCAACAGCAGCAACCGACCGCCGUCCCGUGCCGCUUUGGCGCAGGGUGCACGCGCGCCGGCUGCACCUUCUCGCACCCGCCGCGACAGCAGCAGACCGGCGGCCACUUCGCGCAGCCGUGUCGGUUCGGGGCGGCGUGCACCCGCGCGUCGUGCCCGUUCCAGCACCCGGAGGGCCGCGUGCUGCCGACGACGUUCCACCGCGGGCUCGCACCGUCCGGGGGCAUGGUGAACGUGCCGACGCCGGAGACGGGCUCCAUUGGCGCGCCGAGCCCGCACAAGAGCAUGUCGUUCAAGAAGGCGGACGGCGCGGGGGAGGCAGACGCAGCGGCUGCAAAGGCCGUGCCGCCGCCCACGGCGUCGAGCAGUGCGGCGGACCUGGAGAAGAAGGUGAAGGAGAUGGAGGAGCGCAAGAACGAGGCGCAGAAGGCGAUCGCGGCGGCCCAGGCGGGCAAGAAGGACGACGCGUCGAAGGCUGUCUCCAUCUCCGCAUAACGACGGUGCGCGUUGGAGUGGUCAUGUUGGUCGGUGAAUAGGUGAAUAUGUUCACGUUCCGCGCGUGUAGGAGAAAACGCUCCUUGUCACGGACCGUAUAAGUUAACGCUGUAGUACUCUACUUGAGACCCGAUAUCGACUGCCUGUGCUCGCCCUGUCUUCCUUUGCAACUCCCUACUUACGAAGUCGUACACGUCGACGACCCCAAUUGAA
Molecule: messenger RNA, 2130 nt
Organism: Trametes versicolor FP-101664 SS1
Lineage: Eukaryota; Fungi; Basidiomycota; Agaricomycetes; Polyporales; Polyporaceae
Exons: 7
Coding region: 1-1917 (638 amino acids)
Biological process (GO): regulation of mRNA stability
Cellular component (GO): nucleus; cytoplasm
Molecular function (GO): poly(A) binding
Source: RefSeq, a predicted model, not a curated record